This is a messenger RNA of Bombus pascuorum, 1465 nucleotides long. RefSeq names its product cholesterol 7-desaturase nvd (gene nvd). The transcript is spliced from 7 exons. Gene Ontology annotation, molecular function: chlorophyllide a oxygenase activity; 2 iron, 2 sulfur cluster binding. Gene Ontology annotation, biological process: chlorophyll biosynthetic process; cholesterol metabolic process. The record is from RefSeq and is a predicted model, not a curated record. Gene Ontology annotation, cellular component: chloroplast. The coding region runs from base 99 to 1337 and encodes 412 amino acids. NCBI's taxonomy places the organism in Eukaryota, Metazoa, Arthropoda, Insecta, Hymenoptera, Apidae.
UCGAGUGAACUGGAAUCGACAGAGGUGUUCCAGAGGGACAAGUUUUUAGAGUGCACUUGCUUUUCUUCGUUCGGGGGCAGAGGGUGAAGAAGACAACGAUGGCCGGAUGGUGGAGCCUCGGUGGUGCUUUUCUUCUGCUUUUUGGUAUUCUCCUUGCUUCCUAUUUGUACAAGAUCAACUGGAUCAAGGACCUAAGAUUCGAAGGUGACAACAAAAGAGUUUUAGCGAAUUACUUGGAAUCGAAAAAGCGUAAAUUGGGAAAGCUUCCUCCGGUUUACCCGAACGGUUGGUUUGCCCUAUUAGAGAGUUAUCAAUUAGACAAGGGUCAAGUAAAACACGUAGCUGCUCUCGGACAGAAUUUUGCCGUCUUCAGAACAGAUAAUGGGACGGUGAGAAUUUUAGACGCUUAUUGCCCUCAUCUCGGUGCAAAUAUGGCAGAGGGUGGCCGUGUAAAGGGCGAUUGCUUAGAAUGUCCCUUUCACGGUUGGCUAUUUCGUGGUUCCGAUGGACAAUGCGAUUACAUCCCCUAUGCCGACAAAGUGCCGCAUAUCGCCAGAACAAAAACUUGGAAAAGUUGCGAGGCUAACGAAAUUAUCUUCGUUUGGCACCACGCCGAGGGAUUAGAACCACACUGGCAGCCGCAAACGAUCAGUCACGUUUCAAACCGAACAUGGCGUUAUCAGGGUCGAAACGAGUUUCUCAUCAAUUGUCACAUACAGGAAGUUGCGGAGAAUGGUGCCGAUUCGGCACAUCUCAGCGCGGUGCACGGACCAGCGAUAUUUGCAAAAAUCGCACGUAUCUUUUCCGCUUUCGCUCGUCAUUCAUGGACGAACGUUAAUUGGGCGCCGCAUAAUUCUUUCUUAGAAUCUCAAAACUCGAACGGAACCGAGUCAGAGAAACAGGAUGGUGAAAAUUUAAGGCACAGAGCGUACAUGACUUUACGGCACAGACUGAUUCUGUUCGAGAAAUUCCAAGUUUUACCAUUGGACGUGAACGUUCAACAAAUCGGACCAGGAUACGUUGAACUCAUGAUGCACGGCCCUCUAGGAUCCAUGUGUAUAUUCCAAACGGUGACACCGAUGGAACCCCUCUUACAAAAGGUGACUCACGUACUAUACUGUCCACCGUUGCUUGGUCCAUACGCUAGUAUGUUAUUCCUAGGAGAGUGUUUAAUGUUCGAAAGAGACGUAGCCAUUUGGAAUCGAAAGAAGUUCGAGAAACGACCGCUGCUGGUCAAAGAAGAUAAAAGUAUAAUUGCUUAUCGCAGGUGGUACGCCCAAUUUUAUUCGGAGCAUAGUCCAAGUUAUCAUUCCGCUAUCAAAUCUUUACAAUGGUAGCAAUACCUUACCUAUUAUAAAACAUUCUUCUAUCUUUGAUAACGCUCGCUAAAUUUCAUAUCUCUGAUAAUUGUAAGAACGAUAAUAUUAGCGAUUAUAUUAAAUAAAUACAUUUUAGUGCAAUAAGA